CAACACCCUACAACACCCUCCAAACCCACCUUGCCCGAAAUGCAAACAUCCUCCGCUACCUCGUCCUCCAUUGUAUCCCCUCUCCCUCCGUCAACCCCCUCGAACCCCAGACCGACCUCGUCGAACCCAUACUUCCUUUGCCGCUGACCCCCGGCUCAGGGAGAUACGCCCAAAACUUCCCCUCUCACCCACGCAGGCGCGAGUAUACCCGCCUCCUACAAGCCAUCCGCUCCGUGCAGUGGUCAGCAGACGCCAUCAACGACAUGCUGGCCGUAGUAGACUUCCACACCCCUCUUCCGUCCCCUUCAUCUCCCUCGUUCUCGACGUACCCUCCGCACAGACGAGCCUCCACAGCCCUCCGCGCCUUUCGAAAACUCCGCGCCGCGGACGCAGAGCGGCGGGGGUACCUCACUUCGACGCAGCUUCACGAGCUGAGCACGUACGGAAUCUCGCUCCUUGACGUGCUGCAGAUGAACGACGUCCCGCGGGUCGUGAGCUCUGGGCUUGGCGGGCGGCUUGUUGCUGCCGCAGCGUCUGGGGCGCUGGGCGUCGCGAGGGAGUGUAAUCUGCUCGACGAGGAGGGGGCGUUGCUGGAGUUGCUUGCUGAUCCGGAGGACGAAUUUGGCUCGAGGUUGGAAAUUCGGGACCAGGGUAGACGAAAGGGAAGGGGAAGCGGGUUGAGGUGUUGUGUUGGUGUUGAUCAUGAAGAUGAGAUGGGUGUCGAGGAGGACGUGGCGGAUAGUGACGACGAGAUGGAGGAUGAUGAUGUGGAUGAGGGAUAUGGAGAGGGAACGUACUUCGAUGGCCUUGUCGACGACAUGGGAACAGGGCCUGUCGUUGAUGAUGAUGGGGCGUACCUCGUCAGCCCCUUAUCUCCCGAAGCAUUCACCGCCGACCAGACCUGGGAGGGCCAGGUCGAUGUAUCCUUCGCGGCGGAGACGUCUCAACCUCCCGAGGACCUCAUGACCUUCUCUGGCGAUGACGAGAAAGGAGAUGAGGAUGACAUCUACGAUUCACCUACAGACUGUGCUCUCGAACAACCGGAAGCAGACCUCUACGUCAAGCCGCUGAAUACAUCGAGAAAGAAACCCACGCUCAAGAGGUCACAUAACUUUCAAGAAAUCGAGAUCUCCGAUAAAGAGACCAACACAGCGGUCCUGGUCGAUAUAGAGACAGGCGACGACGCCGAGUUGCAACGGUUCUUCACCGAGAUUGGGGCGAUGCCUGUAGUUGCUGGCACGUCGGACGUUGUCAUGGAGUGAGGUUAGGAGGGGUCAACAAGAAAUUGACGAAAACUUGUUACAUCCCAUAUCGAGAAAUUCAAGCGAGAUCUCUUCGUAUAGUUCAGAGGAAAGGGAGGAGGGACACGAACAUAAAUCUAGGUGGAACAUUUGUUGAUUUGGCGAUAAUACCUACCUACCCUAUCUUAGAAUGGAAAAUAGGAAUACUCUGAAUAUACAACCGGAGCAAGGUAUAUACCCCCCUCUAAUCCCAUUUCCGCCACCAGCAACAGCAGGCGCCUCUCUAGGUCGGGAGGUCAGGACAAACUGGCUGGGUGGUGGAAAUGGUCAAAGGCCGACAAUCAAUUUACACGCCAACCAGCCUGUUCGACGACAGGCUUAGCGAGA
Colletotrichum acutatum is the source of this 1628-nucleotide messenger RNA. RefSeq lists its product as uncharacterized. The coding region runs from base 264 to 1262 and encodes 332 amino acids. The transcript has a single exon. NCBI's taxonomy places the organism in Eukaryota, Fungi, Ascomycota, Sordariomycetes, Glomerellales, Glomerellaceae. The record is from RefSeq and is a predicted model, not a curated record.